Molecule: messenger RNA, 416 nt
Organism: Tachysurus vachellii
Lineage: Eukaryota; Metazoa; Chordata; Actinopteri; Siluriformes; Bagridae
Product: histone H2B type 1-A-like
Exons: 2
Coding region: 70-363 (97 amino acids)
Molecular function (GO): protein heterodimerization activity
Source: RefSeq, a predicted model, not a curated record
GGUGACGCGAUUCUGUGUGUCACAACUUUCCUGAAGCGGUUUGGUGAAAGGUCUUGUGAAGGUUUUACAAUGAAAACCCCGCACAAUGGAGCAGGACUGAGGAAGCAGACGCAGAAGCGUGCAAGCAGAAAGUCCCUGAGACCCACCAAGGCUUAUUGCAUCUACAUUUACAAGCUGAACAAGUCCAGCCCGGCUGUGAAGGACACCGUCGCGGUACCCGGAUGGCUGUGCACGCGCGUCGGGACGGAAGCCGCGCGCCUCGCGAAGUUCAACCGGCGCGGCACGAUCACGCAGCGCGAGGUGUGCUGCGCUGUGCGCGCGCUGAGCAAGGUCACGCGGAGGACGACAGCGCACGCGCUCUGACCCUCAAUAGAUUUUUAUUUUAUUUUUCUAAUUUUUAACUUUUUUUUUUUUUU